AUGAAAGACGGGUCCGAGACCUUCGACAAGUUUGUAACCACAAGGAAGGAGGAGAAGUUUGACCAGAAUCAAACAUUUCUUAAAUCUUCCCCUCUUUUAACCGUGUCUGCAAAUGCAAAUGCAAAUGAAGGUGACGAUAACAUUGAAGUAGUAGUUCUCAGUGAUGAUAUCUCCAAAAGCAAUACCUCAAUUCAAGGUCUUUCAAAUGCCAAUGCUGAUGAUAGCUUACAGAUAAUGGAUAUUAUCAUGAAAGAGACCCCACAAUUGGACAAACCAGAGUUACCACCUAUUUUAGAUCAGUCUACAAGCCCGAUAAGACAACAAAUUGAUGCAUCUAGUCCAAUUGCGGCAGUUAACGGAGUUCAAUGUUCAAGACUAUUUGUUGGUAGCAGUUCACAGAACUCUCAAGAAGAGUCCUAUAAACGGAAAUUCACUGCCUCUGACAUUCUCCAAAUGACAGAAUCAGAAGGUGAAGAGUCCAUAUUGAAAGAGCAGCCCACUAGAAAGAAAUUACACAUGGAAGUACCUCGAUCACAGAGCGCUGUGUUAACUCCCAUAAAGCCACAGUCUCCAAUACAAAUGGCUGGCCUGACUUCUCUCGCAAUCACACCAGCCCGUUCUCGAGAGUCAAAUCGAGGUCCAACAAAAUCCACAAUGGCCAACUUCUUCUCAUCGUCCCCUGUACCAGUUCAUGCAGCAGCUCAGCAUAGAAGUUAUGCAAGUCCGACUACAAAAAAGCCUUCUAAUACUUUCUAUUUAAUCAAUACAUUGUCUUCACCAGCGAGGGUCCUUUCAAGCUCACCGGUUUCAACAAGGGUUCACGAUUCACCAAGUAAAAAGAUCACAGUUGACGUACCUCGACCUAAGAAUAACAACAUACCCAUUGUGAUUGAGAACCUUUCAAGCGAUCCCAUUGAAGACACAAUCGAGCCUGUUGCUCCUUUAACAAAAAGUAAACCUUCUAAGAAGAGUUUAAAUAAGUCAAAAAAUGAUUACACCUUAAAAGAACUAAAUGCUGUCAAUAAGAUAGUUCGAAGAAAGGAAGAUCUAAUGGCAGAGAUGGUAAUUCACAUUUCAGAACAUCUUUACCUUAACAAGUUUAAACAGGAUUAUAUGAUGGCCAAAUUUAUCAAUACUGAGAUUAAACAAGAGUCCAUAAACGAGCCAAUAAUAUAUUGGACAAGAAAUGUGAAAGCAACAUAUGAUACAGAGAAGGCGCUAUUUUUACCUUGUGAACCCAAAACCAUCAUGGAAACCAAUUUAAUGGUGUAUUUAAACGCAGAAGAAUUCUUCGAUGGUAUUGUUGAUGAGGAAUUCAUUAACCAAUUUGAAUCUAAUACGAAAGCCUAUGAAUUAAGAAACUUAUACCGCAGAAUCAAUUCAAUAAUAGAAAAUUUUAGAAUGAAGCUAUCCUUUAACAAAUCCCCACAUGUUGUGUUUAUAAUUGAAGGGUUUGAGAAAUUAAUGACAAAGUUAAGAUCAAGAGAGAACAAAAAGUUUAGAGAUCUUGUAACCGGAGUUUCAGACCUUCCAAGUUCACAAGAGGCAAGCCAAAAACGAUCCAAAAAGGCUCAAGAGAAAUUAUUAUAUUCUCUCCCAUCAAAAGAAGUGGAAAAGUUACUUAAAUAUAUUCAAUUUGAAACUGGGAUACCAGUUUUUCUUGUUAGAGGAAACCAAGAAGCCAUUGAAUGGUUGUAUCUGUUUACUUAUACCAUAUCCAAAUCACUUUAUGAUCGUUUAAGCCGUAACAAAGACUUUGCUCACUUGAACACAGUUGGAUCUGGGGUUGAUGCCAAACUGACAUUUAUUCGUUCUCUUGCAUUAUUUAAGAGAAUGACACAGGAAAAGGCAACAUCACUUUAUCCCAAAGCUGGCUCUAUGAAGCAGUUGUAUAAAAUUUAUGAAAGUGGGAAAUUGGUGGGCUCACCUUUACCCACUACAGUUGAUGCCUCCAUGAGACGAUUCUUUACCAGUGAUGAUCCAGAUGAGAACAUAAGUAUUGAUUAA
Messenger RNA from Lizanozyma spartinae, 2007 nucleotides. RefSeq lists its product as uncharacterized. The record is from RefSeq and is a predicted model, not a curated record. Gene Ontology annotation, molecular function: DNA binding; nuclease activity. NCBI's taxonomy places the organism in Eukaryota, Fungi, Ascomycota, Pichiomycetes, Serinales, Debaryomycetaceae. The transcript is spliced from 3 exons. Bases 1 to 2007 code for a protein of 668 amino acids.